Molecule: messenger RNA, 1491 nt
Organism: Arachis duranensis
Lineage: Eukaryota; Viridiplantae; Streptophyta; Magnoliopsida; Fabales; Fabaceae
Product: F-box/LRR-repeat protein 13
Exons: 3
Coding region: 261-1130 (289 amino acids)
Molecular function (GO): protein binding
Source: RefSeq, a predicted model, not a curated record
UCUGACAUCACACUCACUUACUCCACUACCUAACAAAGUACAUAUCUUAAAUAACAUAACAAACAUUAGACACCCCUCACCGCAUUCACAUUCACAUACCCAAAUUAAUAAUCCUUCCUUUUCAUAGUUACAAUACAACCACCACCCCAUCAUUAAAUCUUUUCACGUUUCCAUUCCCAAACACAUACUCGGGCUUCUCACUACUCUCAAAGGGGAACAAGAUCUGAAGCUUUGAAUGCUAUUGAAAAUAAUUGGUGAAAAUGAGGAUAAUAACAAGGAGUCAAAGUAGGAAAAAGAUAGGAAGGUACAAUCAGAAUCAGAAUGUGAGUGAAGGUGAUGGUGGAGAUAGGAUCAGUGAUUUGCCGGAUUCAAUUCUGUUGCAUAUAAUGUCAUUUAUGAUGAUUCAUGACGUCAUUAAGACUUGCAUUUUGUCAACAAGGUGGAAGAAUCUUUGGAAAUCCAUGCCUAAUAUUAAAUUACACACUGCAGACUUCAGGAAUCAUUGUGUUUUCUCUGAAUUUAUUUCCGGUAUUGUGUCGUGCCGUGAUGGCCGCGGCGAUGGCGAUCACCCCUUGAUUAGCCUGGACUUCAGUCGCCAUGGCUAUUUGCAAAACUAUAUCUUGACCGAUCUCAUGAGAUAUGUGGUGUCGAAAGAUAUACAACAUCUGAAAAUUUAUGUUCCAUAUAAUCUUGGUUUGCCUUCUUUUGUGUUCUCUUGUAGCUCCUUGUUAUCGCUUGACCUAUCGGUUUCUUCGUAUGAUCUCAAGAGGAGAACAAGAAUAUCGAAGCCUUUAGAACUCCCGUCGUUGGUGAGUUUGCGCCUUGAAAGUGUUGCAAUUUCUGUAGAUGAGAAUUGCCAAGCAGAACCCUUCUCAAAAUGUGUAAAGUUAAAAACCCUGUCCAUCAACAAUUUUCUGAUGAUCUCGCCUGAUUCUGACAUAGACAGGUCAGGAACUCUCGUUAUAUCAAAUGCUAAGCUCGCCAGUUUGACCAUCAAGGAGUAUAAACGGUACAAGAUUUUAGUGUCUACACCUAAUCUAAGAUCAUUUACUUUGGAUGGUUCUCCUUUUCAACAGUUACGCGGGAAGAAAGGGAUGGCUAUUGAGCUUCAAUCUUCCUCACUAGCAUAAAGUUGUAGAAGGUAAUAGAAGAACGUUUUCAUUGAAGGAAGUAGAAUUUCUCAUAAUCAAUUAACUGGAGCAAUACAAUCAAUCUGUAGCUUAUUUAUGUUGAUUAGGUGUAUGAUAUUAUAUUAUGACCAUGACCAUAGUUGUAGGAGUAGUAAUAUUAAAACAAGAAAUUCAUGAAAGAAUAGUGUUGAAAUAGAAAACGGUUCAUAGUUGUUCCUUAACAAUAGGGAAUUGACUAAGAUAGAAUAGUUGUUCCUUAUAAUUUACAUGGAUAUCAUUAUUUGAUAUGUACAUAGCUCGCUUGCAAUUGCAAGGAGCUUGUUCUAAAUGUAAUUCUUUCUUUUUUUUAUUUCUGAUUUUA